This is a messenger RNA of Clarias gariepinus (North African catfish), 8818 nucleotides long. RefSeq names its product SHC (Src homology 2 domain containing) transforming protein 1 (gene shc1). NCBI's taxonomy places the organism in Eukaryota, Metazoa, Chordata, Actinopteri, Siluriformes, Clariidae. The coding region runs from base 4718 to 6472 and encodes 584 amino acids. The transcript is spliced from 12 exons. Gene Ontology annotation, cellular component: plasma membrane. The record is from RefSeq and is a predicted model, not a curated record. Gene Ontology annotation, biological process: cell surface receptor protein tyrosine kinase signaling pathway; intracellular signal transduction. Gene Ontology annotation, molecular function: receptor tyrosine kinase binding.
GGCUAGGCGUGCGCGCACACACACACACACACAAAUGCAUAAAUGACUGACGCUGCAAGGAGUCUGUGAGGAAGGAAAUGAGGGGAGGGGUGGGAGAAUGAGGCAGGGAGGUGGAAACAAGAAUCAGCAGCAGCAUCAGUGGAUGAACGUGCAUCGUGAGAGGGAGAGAGAGCGAGGGGGAGAAAGAGAGAGAGUGCUAGACAGGGAGGAGAGGAGAACAGAGGACAGUUGGCUACACUGCUCAAAUGCAGUCGGCGGUUGGGAGGCGAGGAGGAUGAGAGGAGGAUGAGAGAGCGUGGGGGAAGGAGAAAAGACAAAGGGAGAUCACAUCGUUGUUUUCGUUCCAUAGAAGAGAGGGGAAGAAAGCGAUCUACACGGAAACAAGAAAAGAAGGAGAGUUCAACCAUGACUCUGUCAUUUUUCAGCCAGAGGAAGCAAGUCAACGGAUAACAGCAUGAGCGGCUUUUCCUCUGUCAGGGACGGAACUGAGGGAGAGAAUAUCAAAGAUAUUUUUUGGCUAAUUAGUGUGUUUAUUUUGCCUUCACUUCUUUCAGCAUCUCAAAAGAAAUAAACAGAAGGGAAAUCGGACAUUCGUUUUAGUGUAUAUACUUUCAGUGCUUUUACAGACAUCACUCUUAUUACUUUAUAGCUUAUAUGCAGUAAAAAAAAAAUCAGGUUUCUCUUAUGCAAAAGUUUUAAUGUGUUAAUUAAAUCGUCAAUUAUUGCAUUGCGUUGCACUCUUUCUCUUAUAUUUCUUAUAUUGGGCUUAUCAGUGUUGUUGUUAUUUUUUUAAAGGAUGUUCCGUUUUAGCUGGAACCAUGUGUGCGUGUGUGUGUGUGCGUACUCUUGAGCAAUAUUUGAUUUUCUCGUUGGACUGCUGCCCUAACGGUCUCUGCGAGUGUCUGGUGCUGUCUUCAAUGAGAUGUCAACAUUGAUUAAGUUUACGCCAGCAGAGACAGUGACGGGACCUUGCCGCCUCGCAGCGUCCCAUUCGGCAGACUAUCGAUCGGCAGCGAGCGCGUAUUAAGCCAGCGCGGUGUGUGUAAAGUCUCUCGACUGUCCAAUUUGCAGAGCCGCGGCUGACAGGUUGUGUGUUGGCGGAACCCGCCGCCUUCUGUUUGGGUUCCGUCAAGGUUUCGUCUGGCACAAAUCUGAGCUGCCUUCUGUCACCAUGGCAACAAGCCGGCAACAGUGAAGUCUAACAUCACUGUUUGAAGUUGGCAUAAACUUUUAAGGAAAUUCUGUCUCAUGUUCUUUAGAUAAGAGGCAGCGAGAAGAUUUUAAGGUGCUUGCAUUUUUUUUUUUUUAAACCCACGGUCUAUCUUUACUUACUUUUUGUACAGCUUGUUAGUUCAUACUUGUCAUCACUUUCAAUUAAGGACAGACAGACAGGAUUUAUACCCAUUUCCUAUCUUCUGUUCUACCGGUGCAAACAGUUUGGUCUUGGAGUCGACUAUAGAGUAUUUGUAGUUAAACUCAGGUUUCAUCUUCUUUCUGGAGUGCCAACAAUGACCAUCACUGCUAGCAGAGGUUUAUAGAGGCAAACAAAAUGGGCUGCUUAUUAACCAGGCUGCUCCUAUGCUAGUGAUCACGGUCAAAAAACUUUUCAUUCUCCUUUUUUUUUUGUUCCCCCAAACACAUAUCUGUUCUGGAUCUGUUCUUACAUGCAGCCUUACGUAGGUGCACCCUUUUUUUUAUCUAACACUUUAUACAGACACUUUUUAGUCUCUUACUCGUCUUACUAGGAAUUCAUCCACCUUAACCUUGUUAGCCAACAACUUUAUCUUGGAACAGGGAUUCUGUCAUAUUCUCGACGAACAGGUGCUACACCCGGGUUGCCGUAGUCUGACGCUGUUCCAGGCUCGGUUCUAUGUACUGUUUCUCUGUGUUUUUGUAACCUUGUUGUUGAGGUUUUAACUUCUGUGAACAUUUCUUUUCCUUUUGUAUACACUGUGCACCUGUCACACCGCAUUUCUGUCAUUGAUCUUGCACAGAUUGUGCGUGUGUGUGUGUGUGUGUGUGUGUGUGUGUGUGUGUGGAUUCUACGCACGUGCCAAGUCCAGCUCACACUCCAGGAUUGCAUCAAUUCAUAUUGCGUGCCGUGUAUUUGCAAGCGUUGCUGCAUUUAAUCAACUCUCAGUGAGGUCCCAUAAGCGUUUCCACUUAGUGAACCUCUUUAGAGCUGCACUGAAAAGACACUACAAGCUUAAUAACAAGCUUGUUCAACUUUAUUACACUCCACAGCAACAUCGGAGCAAUCUUAGAGCGGUGUAAUGCUCGCAAGGAUUCACGGUUCUGCAGCAGUAAAUGUGUACUGUUCUUUAACGAAUGCAACCUUGUGAAGUCUAUGUAAUCAAGUACUACUGAUUCCAGCCAUCGGUGCUCUGCUGAAACAAUCCGACUGCUUUAUGAUUUCCUAAUGCUUACUUUUUUCGGAAAUGGUGCGAUCUGAUUUUUGAGUUGUGUGUGGGAAUGAGAAAAGUCUCUGAGGACAUGACAAUCUAAAGAGCAAGGUUAGAAAUCGGCCAGCCGAUGUAACGCAGAUACUGUUACAGUCACCGAAAGUGCUUCUGAGGUUUUGGUAAUAUAUGCAGUGGGCUAGGACUGUACUUUAUGCUUGUAGGACUGUUUUUUUUUUUUUUUUUUUUUUUUUUGUAAAAGUUGGCAACUAUAGAUUGUUGUUUCCUUGCCAGGAUUUUUUUUUUUUAGGAGUUAAGUCUUCUUCUAUGUUUUUGUUCGGCGUGGGUUUUUUUUUUUCCUCAGGAAACUGAUUCCUUUAGACCUGCUCCAUUUGAGGGAGCCAUCUCUCAGACGGGAGGUGUCAGUUAGGAUAAUGAGCGCAUGAUUGAUUUUCCAGUCCGCCUCUAAUGAGAUCUCUUAGGGCAGAACUUUGGAUUGAGCCAAUCAACUCUCAUUACGAUCACACUGACAAGCGGCUGUUUGCCGGUACCAUGGGAAGUCAUGUUCCAGAUGUCGGAGGAUGACAAUCUAUAUACCUUGGCCCACACACAUGUACAAAGUCACUAAUGGUGCUCUAGUGGUUUAACCUUUUACAAUAGCCAUAUUUUGAUCUGAUUUCUAGAACAUUGGUAGGACAGUUUCAGGGCUCUCUUUGAUCAGUUUACCUUUUUUUCUAAAUCAGUUACAUUUCUAUGUCUGUAAUUAUCUUUACAAUCUAUGUAACUCUGGGCUUUUUUUUAGUCUCAGUCGAUCAGUUAUAGAACUAUUCACUUGCAAGAAACAGUGAGUGAAAGUGAAUAUUUAGAAGUCGCUGUACUUUUUAACCAAAAAGGAAGGAAGGGCAAAGAGUCAGCCUGGAGAACGGGAAAGAAUACGUGGGCGGGGGAACGGGGGAGAGAGAGAUCAUCUGGAAGAAGCGGGCGAGCGUGAUUGAAAGGGAACGAGCGAGGGAGAGGGAGCGAGAACAAGAGGAGGAGGAGAGGAAGAACAGGGCCCAGUACACAGUCUGGAGGCUAAGGGAGGGAUUCCAGGAGAGGAGGGAUAGAGAAGAAGAACAGCUGAAGGGAAAGAGUACAGAAGGAGCGAGAGAACCUCAGCCAGAAGUGAUUUGGAAGAGACGAGAGGAAGAGGAGAAAGAGACAGAGGGGAUACAGCUGGAAGACAGGGGACCCCGGAUCAUCUGGAGAAAAAAGGAGAGAGAAGGAGAAGUAAGAAGGAAUAUAUAUGUCAGUGACUUGAAACCAAAGGGGGAGAAAGAAGGGAAGAGAUCAGCCGAGUGAGCUUGAUCCAGACUAGAAUGGUGCUUUCUGUCUUUCUGUGUUCUUGAUCUAAUACCAUGUUUCUUUACACUGCACUGUAAAGUUUACAGUAUUCUUUUAUCACAAGGACUGAUUUAUAUCAGUUUGGUUCUUAAAGAUUUGAUCAAGACAGUUUGUAUAUAGCGUUCUGAACCAGGAUAUAGUCUUUAAACCACUGAGACAUUAUUGGAUCUGUGUGACUCUUUAAUGAGGAUCUUCUCAACCUUAAAGAGGUUAAAGAGAAUCUUCUGAGGUAGUCACCUGCUUUUCUCUCUCUCUCUCUCUCUUUCAUUAUUGAUUUUUCUAUUGGAAGCCUCUCAGUUGCAGCUAAUAGUUUUUAUGGGACUCUUUCAGAUAAGAGCUUUUAUAGUUUAGUCUCACACAUAGAAACCAAAACACAUCCCUAAAUAUCAAAGAAUUCCUUUUGCUUUCUUUCACGCACAUUUUUUAUUCUAAAGUGCAAGACUAUUUAAAGACACCAACAAACUGGCAUUAAGAAGACAAUCAUGCUGAGGUUCUUCAGUGGAGCUUAUGGUGCUCUAAUGAUGCGAAUUUAUAAAAAUGUGAAUCAUGAUUUACUCUAUGCAGACUAAGAUCUGAUGCAAACCCUUUCACGCGGAUUUUAAACGGCGCACUGUGUGACUACAUGAUGUCAUAGUCUGCAUGAUCUGGAACUUCACAAGAAACGCUUUCUAUUCUCGUUACUUAAAAGUCUCUCUCCUCCUUUCCUAUUUCUCACGUUCUUCUUCUUCUUCUUCUUUUUUUAAUGAACUGACCUAACAACAACACUGUCAUUUCUUUGGUCCAAAGAUGAAGCGAUCGGGAAAGGGAGACAAACAAGGAACUGUAACCAAAAAGAGUGGACCUUUUUGCAAUUUAUUUGAAAGAGACACUUGGAAAGACCUUAAAAGAACCUAAAAUCUUGUCAAUUCAGAGCUGAACUGAUAGACGAGUGGAAAAUGGAGCUCGUCCCCAAAACUAAAUACACCCCCUUCAGAAGUGACUCGUUCAGUUCUACGGACGAGACAGCUUCUAAUCCAUCUCUCCCUUCCUCAGCUCCCCUCACCCCUCUUACUCCUCCAAGCAUUGCUUCAUCUCUGUCUUCCUCAUCACUCGCCCCUAUCCUCCCCCCGACGUCCCCUCGGCCAGCUGAGAACAGCCCCACCACGCUGUGCUCCUUUUUUCCUAGAAUGGGCUCCCUGCGACUCGGCAUGUCUGCCAGUCUUCUGCCUGGCCUAAAGGCGUCCAGCAGACCCCAGGAAACACCCGGCACUUCUUGUCUCGCCUCUGCCUCUACUCCUCCUCCUCCUCCACCUCCUACUCUCCUUCCUCUAAUGGCUCCCUCUCCUCCUCCUCGUCCCCCACAGGACAUGAACCGGCUGGGUGGCGCGUCGCGGAGGGCCCGUGUGGAAGGGGGCCAGCUCGGGGGCGAUGAGUGGACGCGCCAUGGUUCUUUCGUCAACAAGCCCACAAGAGGAUGGCUGCACUCGGACAAUGUGGUCAGCACCUCCGGCGUCAGCUACACCGUUAGGUACAUGGGUUGUGUCGAGGUGCUGCAGUCAAUGAGGGCGUUAGACUUCAACACCAGAACUCAGGUUACCAGAGAGGCAAUCUCAGUGGUGUGUGAAGCAGUACCAGGUGCCAAAGGAGCUCAACGCAGGAGGAAGGCUUCAACUCGGUGUCUGACCUCUAUCCUAGGAAAGAGCAACCUCCGGUUUGCUGGCAUGACAAUCAACCUCACCGUGUCAACGAACAGCUUAAACCUACUGACAACCGACUGCAAACAGAUUAUCGCCAACCAUCACAUGCAGUCCAUCUCUUUUGCGUCAGGAGGCGAUCCAGACACGGCAGAAUAUGUAGCUUACGUAGCCAAAGAUCCUGUCAACCAGAGAGCGUGUCACAUCCUGGAGUGUUCUGAGGGCUUGGCCCAGGAAGUGAUCAGCACCAUUGGACAGGCCUUUGAGCUGCGAUUCAAGCAGUAUUUGAAGAAUCCCCCUAAGCUUGUCACCCCGCAUGACAGGAUGGCUCCUUUUGAUGGAUCAGCAUGGGAGGAGGAAGAAGAGGACUUUGCUCCUCCUCCAGAUGUUCCGUACUAUAAUAACUUCCCUGGGAAACAGCCGCCCCCAGGAGGCCUGGUGGACAUGAGAACUCGUCCUGGCCAUAGCACAGGAGCCACACUACCUUAUGGUCAGCCUGGAGCAAAUGACAUCCACAAGCAACCACUGCCUCCACUACCUGUGGGAGCAAAAGAAGGCGGCCUGUUUGACGACCCUUCAUAUGUCAACGUGGAUAAAUCUCGCCCCCAAGUGGCCGCAGCGAAUGGCAACGCUCACAGAGACGCUUUCGACAUGAAGCCAUUUGACGAUGCCCUCAGCGUGUCGGGCACAGUGCCCCCUCUGGCUCAGCAGCUGCAGAAUGAGCCCUGGUUUCAUGGUCCCCUUAGCCGCAAGAAGGCAGAGAAGCUGCUGAGCAAAGACGGUGACUUUCUGGUGCGUGAGUCGGGUACCACGCCAGGCCAGUACGUGCUCACAGGCCAGCAAGGAGGCCAGCCUAAACACCUGCUGCUCGUGGACCCGGAGGGAGUGGUUCGUACCAAAGACCAUCGCUUCGAAAGCGUCAGUCAUCUGAUCAGUUAUCACAUGGACAACCGACUGCCAAUCGUAUCUGCCGGAAGUGAGGUGUGCUUGCAGCAGCCUGUGGAACGCAGGACCUAAGAGUCUCUCUCACACACACACACUGUUGUUCUUCUGCCGUGGUGUCUCCUGCCUUUUUAAAUUCUUGUAAUUAGACUUUUCCAGAGAUCUUCUCAAAUCUUCUCAAGAGAGAAUGAGCAACAAAAAAGUGAGCGCCAUACUUUUUUGAUCCAUAAUGAAGCUUGGAAGUGGCCAUUGGACUCAUGGACCAAGAGAAAUUUACAGACAUUAGAUUAAGCUGUAAAAAUAAAAGGGAGACUCCAAUGGGGAAAAUGAGCCAAAAAAAAAAAAAUAAAUCCAACUGACUGCUGUGGUUUGGUAUGGUGUAAUGUUGAUGUCACUUCCCCUGCAAAACGACAUGUACAAGUUAAGCCUGGAAUGUCUGGGCAUUUUGGGAGCUAAUAUUCAGUAACACUGCAAAGACCAGCUGCAGACAUGAAGUGAAGUGAAUCAGAGACUUUGAUCAGAGCGCUGGUUGGUGAAGGCUGAUCAUGCAAAAUCACUAACAGAUCUACAGAUCUAACCUGUAGCCGUCCAUGAACGCUGAUGUCUCAAAGUAGAUAUACGUUACAGUAGUGGGAACUUAUUCAACAAUGUGAUUUUAGUAGAUUUAUUAGAAUAAACAGGAUCCAACAGGUAGAUCACUUCUCAGCUAUUACUCACCUACUAUUUGGGAGUAUUUCAAGGCCACAUUUCAUUAUAUAUGCUAAAAGGAAUAGAUAAUAAUAUACUGUAGAUUAUAGAAAUAAUGGAGUUAGAAAAUAGAAGAGUUAUAGGUUUAAACAAAACAAACAAAAAAAUGGGAGAAAUAUUUGCUUUCAUUGAAGAGAUGAACCCACCAGGAUCAAAAGAAAGUCAACACACAUCCAGGACCCUACAAUCUGGAAAGAACGGACUUCAUGAAAGAGUGAGAGACUGUAUACAAAGUUACCUACUAGCUCAUCAGGAUUCAAAAAAGGGGAAAAUAAAUUGAAUCUGUAGAUAGUCAUAUCCUGUUGUGGUGAUUGAGGACAAUUGUAUUAUGAACAUUUUGUUUGUUUCUUUUUUUUUUUUAAAGUUGUAUAUUUCACUUUUUAUCUGUGUUUGCCUUGACAAUCUUUCUCCAUCUGUACUUGAGUUGAAGUUGAAGUUGAAUGAAAAGAGUGAGGUGACCUAAUAGUUAAAUAGGGGUGCUAAAUUGAAAUGUCACACCCUUUUGCAUAUGAUGCAAAUGUCUGAACUAGAGUAACAUUCUGUUAAAAUAAAAGGUUUUAUCAGCUCUGCCGUAUAAUCAAGGAAGAGAACACGCACUCCAUUGUUUUGCUGUUUUCAUGAUCCUGUUUGAAUUGUGCCUUUUCAUUCAACAAAACCACAACAUUUAGGAUACAGAAAGUAAAGAUGAAAAGACAAAAACUCGAUUGUUGGUCAGAGUGCAUAACAUUUUCUUGCUAAAAUUCCUGCACCAGUGUAGGUUAGUUUGGUCCUGAUUUUAAUUGAUGGGAGUCUAAUUUGUUUUCUUGCACAUUCUCUUAAUCCUGCUGGUAACUAAUGGUCAUGUUUUAGUGCUGUGCUGUGACUUAAUGAAAACUUCUAGAUAUUGUUUUAUGUUCCUUGCAUGUAAUAUAGUUCUUCACUGCUUGUGCAGAAAUGGCUUGCUGGCAUCGUAAAAUAUAUGUAGAUAUUACAUAUCACGGUGUUCACAGUUGCUCUAUGUUCAACCCACAGGGUAAGGCCAGACAGUCCUGUUAUAAAGCUCAGCAUCGACUGAAGAAGCAAGAAACUAAUUAAAAUGAUAGUGAGGUUUACUUCUUAGAUUUACUCAAACAUAUAUUCAGUGCAGGGUUUGCGUUUAUCUUUUACAAGUGCAACGAUUUCUGUAACUGGAAACAUGAUAUCAUAAUUAGUUGGAGUAAGUGUGUACAGCACUAGACACAGUUUGGGAAAUAUUAGAUCAUCAGCAUCGACAUGCAGGGCAGGCAGACUCUUGUCUGUGGCUCGGCUUGCUGUCUGAAAUUAUGUAACUUCUUCACUCCAUGGGUGUGGUUAAAUAAGUGACUGGCACAGUGCAGUCUACCCAGGUGUGUGGGUGUUAUAGAAAGUUCCGGAACAAUCUGGCCUACUCCUUCUCACUGUUGCAUGGAAACUCUCUGCAGUCUUUGUGUUAUAGUGACAGUACUUUACCUUAUGACUGAUUGUGUUUUUCAUUUCCCAGGCCAAAGGUUUAUUUCGCCUUACCAGCACAAGCCUUUUUUUUUUAUUUUUAUUUACUGUUGUCUUUUUGAUCUAUUUUAAUAUGCCUUUAAUGUUUCUUUUUGGGGGAAAGUUCAUGUUUACGUACAGUAUGUAUCUGGAUCUAUAGAUUGCAUAUAUAAAUGCAUUAUCAGACAA